Papaver somniferum (opium poppy) is the source of this 2612-nucleotide messenger RNA. RefSeq names its product pentatricopeptide repeat-containing protein At1g63330-like. Gene Ontology annotation, molecular function: protein binding. The transcript has a single exon. Bases 343 to 1770 code for a protein of 475 amino acids. Lineage: Eukaryota; Viridiplantae; Streptophyta; Magnoliopsida; Ranunculales; Papaveraceae. The record is from RefSeq and is a predicted model, not a curated record.
CCCAGAACUCAGACAGGCAGAUAUUCUCUUUCUCUUUUAAAGAUUUCAUAAAAUGAGUUUCAGACAAAGAUUAAUGGUGCUUAGCACAAGAGUAAUCUCAAAUUAUUACAAUCAUUCAUUUCUUCUCCAGCAUCAAAAUGAAAUCUUUGUGAGAAAUUAUCAUAAAAUAUCAAAACUUGAGAGUUAUGUGAGGGAUGAGUGCAAGUCAGGAAGGAUUAGGAAACUGGAGGAUGGUUUGAAUACUUUGAUCAAUUAAUUCUGGAAAGGCCAUUUCCAUCUAAUGCUACAUUUUGUCAUGUAUUGAGUUCACUAUCGAAGAUUAGAUGUUACAAAGAUGUCAUUAUGCUGUCUAAGAAGAUGAAUUUGCUUGGGGUAAAACCUGAUUUGUAUACAUUGGAUGUUUCGAUCAAUUGUUGCUGUCAAUUAGGCCAAAUAAAUCAUGGGUUUUGUUUGUUUGGAGAGAUGUUAAAGAGAGGUUAUCAUCCUAAUGUUAUCACUUUCACUACACUGAUCAAGGGGUUGUGUCUUCAAGAAAAGAUUGAUUUUUCAUGUAAGGUGUUUGAUAAAAUGACUCAAAUGAGUAUUCAGCCUAAUGUGGUUACAUGUACCAGUACUACUCUUAUAUCUGGACUUUGUAGAAUCGGUAAAGUGGGUCCUGCUCUUCAGCUCAAAAACAACAUGCUUCAAUGGAAUUGCGGACCUAAUGUUGUUUCAUAUAGUGUGCUUAUAGAUACUCUUUGUAAAGGAGGUCUAGUUGAUGAAGCUUUGGUUCUCUUCUCCAAAAUGCUUAGAGAUUCAAAUGUUGUACCUGAUGUAGCCGUUUACAGUUCUCUGAUCAAUGGACUUUGCAAUUCAGGCCGGUUGAAUGAGGCUAAGAGAGUCUUUGAAGAGAUGGUUAGUAGAGGAAUCUCUGCCAACGUAAUUACGUAUAAUUGUAUGAUUGAUGGUCUUUGCCGGCAUGGUCAAUGGGAAGAAGCAAGAAGAUAUUUUGAUGAAAUGCUGGAUCGAGGGAUUUCACCCAAUACAAUAACUUUUAAUAUAUUGAUAGAUUCACAUUGUAAAGAUGGGAUGACGGAAGAUGCUUGGGGAUUGUUUGAACUUAUGGGAAAAUUAAGUAUAAACCCUAAUCUCUUUACUUAUAGCUCAAUGAUCAACGGUUUAUGUUUGACAGGUCGACUGCAAGAUGCGGUGAAACUGUUUGACUCGAUGGUAGAAAAGGGCCUUGAACCUGAUGUUGUCAGUUGCAAUAUAUUAAUUGAUGGAUAUUGCAAAAAUCGUAAGCUGGAUGAAGCUACUCGGCUGUUCAAGAGAAUGAAACAAAAUGGAUUAGAUCCCACAUUAGUUACUUACAAUACUCUUUUAAGGGGGCUAUAUGGAGAUGGAAGAGUUAAGACAGCAGAGAGUUUCUUAAGUGAGAUGCAGUCGUUUGGUCAUUCUCCGAAUGAAAUAACAUAUGGUACAAUGUUGGAUGGGUACUGCAAGAAUGGAUACAUUGAUAAAGCAAUACAAUUAUUUGAAUCCAUGGAGGAUACUGGUGUCUUAGUUGAUGUUGAAAUGUACACUGUUCUCAUUCAAGGUUUGUUCCAGGCCGGCAAGUUGGAAGACGCAAGAAAAUUGUUUAAUGAAAUUUCAGAAAAGGGAUUACUGCCUAAUGUGGUAACUUAUACCAUAAUGAUAAACGGCCUCUUUCGUAGCAAGAUGUUACUGGAGGUUGAUAAAUUAAUCAUUGAAAUGCAAGAGAAGGGUUGUUUACAAAAUGCUAGAACAUAAGAUACCAUCAUCAAGGGUUUUCUUGUGGGAAAUGAAGCUGACAAGGCUUUGCAAUAUCUUCGCGAAAUACGCGAAAGAAAAUUCGUACUGAGUGAUUCUGUCUCUUCGUUGUUAAUCAGCACUCUCUCAACAGAUCAGCUAAAAGAUCUAUAGUUACUUUUGCUGACCUUGUAAUGGUGAGGUAACAGCGAAAAUCUAAAUCUUUAUAAAGUAUCAACAUUUUUGGAUGAAUAUGUGGUUUCUUUGGGAUCAUAUACACAUUCAGGUAAAUUAUCUUUUAAAUUUGUUCAAAAAUCACUCCGGUGGUAUUCCAAGCUGCUGCAGGGAUGAGAAAUGUAGGUAUAGCAGAACUGGGAUUUCUUUCAGAUGGCAACAGGAGAAGCUUGUUAAGGUACACAAAUGGGCUUAUUCAUUUACUUUUCAGUGUAGUUUUAUAUAUUUCAGCUGAAGCUAUUAGUAAUAUCCCGUGAGUUUGUAAUGUGCCCAACUGUAGUCGUUUCACUCAGAUUUCUGGGAACUGUUUUAUAUAUUGAAUCUCAGUUAGCACUUAACACGUAUAUUGUAUAUUGCAUCUUUCUUCAAUAGGGGUAAAGCAAGAUCAAAAAUUAGUAAUUAAAAGUUUAAUGUUUUAGGUCUUGAUAGCCCAAAAUCUGCUAUAGUAGAGUUGCCUACCUGAUAAGAAAAAGAAUUGUUAAUCUGACAUAUCAUAGGGGUAAAGCUCCCAUUAUCCUUGCCUUCCAUGAGGGAUAGCCUCGAAAUGCUUUUUUCUUUCUAGACACUGCCACCGGAUUUCAUUUUCUGCUUAUGUUUUUGGUUAAGUCUUUAGGAUAGAUAUACUGUUU